Messenger RNA from Cladocopium goreaui, 810 nucleotides. The record is from the annotation of a GenBank genome assembly. Lineage: Eukaryota; Dinophyceae; Suessiales; Symbiodiniaceae.
AUGGGAAGGACUAGCAUUUUCAGCCUUACCCGCUGCGUAGACGCCAUGAGCAGGAUCUGGGAUGACAUGCUGCCUCCCCUGGCUCUGCCCGGCUCCAUCCAGUCCUCUUCUGCAUCCUCCUGGCACAGUGCCCGGAAUGGCAGGAGCAAUGAGGGGGUGAAGUCAGAUCCUGGUGGCUUCAGUUUCGAGGAGAGAGCAAGCCGCUUGGGAGCCAUUCGCCAAGCUGAAAGAGAUGAAAUCGAAGCCAAGCGCAAAGCUUUGGCAAAGCAGGCCUCGGAGCUCUCGAAAGCUGCAGCUGCACUGGCAGGCGCAUACCGAGACCGGUGGCGUUCUCCACGAGUUGAGGGAGAUGCAGAUGCGUCUGCCAUUGCUAGUCUUCGCAAGGAGAUGCAGGACCUGCGUCGUGAAUGUUUGGAAGCUCGUGCUCCAAGCCCAACUGCGAAGGAAACUAUGUCUGCAGCAGAGACUGGCGCAGGAUCGGGCCACAGGCCAUCUGCUUCCUCUGGGUGGAGGCAGCCGUUUGCUGGAAAAGGCUUCUCUCGCGGUGCGGGAACCGGGUCAAGUCUCGGUCACCAGUACCCUCAACGCGUAGUCUUUGGCAGGUAUGCAAAGCAUCGAGCUUCGUAUAUCGCAAGCCACAAGGUGGCGGAGCGUGUGAGGAAAAUGGGAGCAGGUCGAGAGGAACCAGAGGAAGUUCAGCCAUCAGCAGGUGAUGAUGAUUGGCAAGAUGAAGACUGGUACGAAGAUGAAUGGUGGGAUGAUGAAGAUGGUGGAUGGGAUGAGGGGGAUGGAUGGGAUGAAGGAUGGUAA